This is a messenger RNA of Nelumbo nucifera (sacred lotus), 2899 nucleotides long. RefSeq names its product protein ALTERED PHOSPHATE STARVATION RESPONSE 1-like. The record is from RefSeq and is a predicted model, not a curated record. Lineage: Eukaryota; Viridiplantae; Streptophyta; Magnoliopsida; Proteales; Nelumbonaceae.
GUAAUUAGCUUAUAACUACGAUACUACGAGUUAUAUCUAAACUUUCUCCUUCACUGCUUGACAAAGCUACUGAAAGGUGAAAGGCUGAAAGCUACCACUUAACAGCCAGUUCAGGCGUUAACUACCUGCCUGCCUUCUUUUCCGUUCUUGGUUUUCAUUUUUCUUUUAUUUCUCCGUUGAAUUCUAACAUUUGUGGCCUGUGGCUGUUCGAUCUCUGCUUCUGCAGUCACAGAGGAGAAAAAUAUAAGAAACUUUACGAGUGGCUUUCGAUUCAAGUCCCAAUUUUGAUCAUCUGAUGCCUCAUCAUUUGGGUUGAUUGCCAAAACCCAUCACCAAUUCUCAUCUUUCUUCUUCCUCAAACUCAAACUGUAAAUGCAGCAAGCUCACUUACCUUUGUUCUUCCUCUUGAAAAUUUAAUUUAUCCAUUCCCCUCCACCUCCAUCGCAAAACCCAGAAGCAAAAUUGACUCUUUUUUCUUCUUAAUUCUAAAAUUCUCCGCCGUUGAGACCAGAAGAUACAGAACCAAUUAUGGGUUGCACGCAAUCAAAGAUCGAGAGUGAAGAAGCUGUGGUGCGUUGCAAAGAACGGAAGCGAUUCAUGAGAGAAGCCGUAUCAACGCGCGGCGCUUUCGCUGCCGCCCACGUUAACUACUACAUGUCCCUGAAGAGCACCGGAGGUGCCCUCAGUGAGUACGCUCAAUACGAAGCCCAAGACCAUCGCUCCUCCCAGCCUCUCACUCAACACCCUAUCGAAACCCUCCCACCACCUCCUCCUCUCCCCAAUUUUCCCCCACCCCCUCUUCAACGUGCAGUCACCAUGCCUGAAUUCUCCAUUCCCAGGGUCGACCCCAGACCGACCGACACAAUCCAAGAAGAAGACGAAGCUGAUAUGGAAGACGAGAGCAACCUUAUCCGCCGUGGCAGCCGUGGUGCUGCUAGAACUGCCGAAACGGCAGACCCACCACGUCUGCCGUCGCCACCCCCGCCCCCACCGCCAACUAGCACUCCACCGCUUGACAACCCUGUGCCACCUCCACCGGAGCACAGCGAUACCACCUGGGACUACUUCUUUUCGGCCCAUACUCUCAGACCAUCUUUAAGUGAAGCAGAGGAGAUCAAACCUGAAAAUAAGGAAGAUGACGGCGAAGAACAUGAUAGCGAAUCUAAUUUUAAGGAAAAUUUUGUUGCUGAUGGUGAUGUUGGGAAUAAGGUGGAGCCUCGGAUGCAGGAGAAAGUAGAUGACCCUCCGGUGAAGCUUAUGAAGAAACCAAAGCAAGUGGUUCAUUUACAUUCGCCAUCCAUGGAGGCUAAGAGAAUAGGCAAAGUGCCGAAUGCCAAUUUUUCGCAGAUACUGUCUGACAUUGAUGAUCAUUUCCUCAAGGCGUCUGAGAGUGCCCAGGAAGUGUCUAAGAUGCUGGAAGCCAAUAGGUUGCAUUACCAUUCUAAUUUUGCUGAUAAUCGAGGCCUUAUUAACCAUUCUGCAAAGGUUAUGCGUGUUAUUACAUGGAAUAGGUCCUUCAAAAGCUUGGCUAAUGUUGAUGAUGAGACAGAUGAAUUAGAUUCAGAAGUGAAUGAAACUCAUGCAGCUGUGUUGGACAAGUUGCUAGCAUGGGAGAAGAAGCUUUAUGAUGAAGUAAAGGCAGGUGAAAUCAUGAAACUUGAGUAUCAGAGAAAAGUUACUUUGCUAAAUAAACAGAAGAAGCGUGGUACAAAUCCUGAAGCAUUGGAGAAAACAAAGGCUGCAGUUAGUCAUUUGCAUACAAGGUACAUAGUUGACAUGCAAUCCUUGGAUUCAACUGUUGCAGAAAUAGAACGUUUACGCGAUGAACAACUAUACCCAAAACUUGUUGCUCUUGUUGAUGGGAUGGCCCAAAUGUGGGAAGCAAUGCAUGUAAAUCAUGCUAGACAGAUGAGACUUGCUGUAGACCUCAAAGACAUCGACAUCUCCCAAGAAACCAAGGAGACAAGCAGGCAACACUAUGAACGUACAAGGCAACUGUUUCAUGUUGUCCAAGAAUGGCAAGCCCAACUCCAGAAGGUCAUAACCCAUCAGAAGGAGUACAUUCAAGCUCUCAGUAGCUGGUUGAAACUGAAUCUGAUCCCCAUCGAGAGUAGCUUGAAGGAGAAGGUGUCAUGUCCACCUAAGGUCCCUUGCACCCCCAUCCAGCCCCUCUUGCAAGCGUGGGGUGAGCAACUUGGGAAACUUCCAGAUGGUGUUGCCAGAUCAGCAGUAGGUACAUUUGCAGCUAGCAUCGAGGCAAUUAUGGUUCAGCAGAUGGAUGAGAUGAAACUGAAGGAGAAAUGGGAGGAGACCAGUAAGGAGCUUGAACGCAGGGAGAAGCAUUUGAUGGAAGCACGUCAGAAGUACAUGGAGCGAAGGACGCCACCUGAUGAGAUGGACCCAGAUAAUGCUGACAGGGAUCCUUUUGAAGACAAGCAGUUUAUUGUUGAUAGCCUAAGGAAAAGGUUGGAAGAGGAGAAAGAAGAGCACCAGAAGAACUAUAGGCAAGUGAGGGAAAAGUCAUUGGUUAACCUCAAGAUUCACUUGCCUGAGCUCUGCCGGGCCAUGUCAGAUUUCUCUCGUGAUUGUUCCAUGCUAUACAAGGAAUUGAAGUCCAUUUCAAUCUCAGCAUCCCACUGAGAGCUUGUCUUGAGAAUAUUGUAAGCCAUGUAUAAGUAUAGCUAGCAUAUCUGCAAAUUCAUAUUGUGCGACUUCCUGCUUUUUUCUUGCAGUCUGUCAGGGGUCAUACAGAAGCCAUUUACUUUGUACAUGCCAUUGUUUCCCAAGUUUCCAGUUCAGAACAUCCAAGGCACUCAUCAAUAAACAUCAACAGUACUUUGUUGUUUUUGUGGUAAAACAAACAGUUGUUGAAGAGAAACUUGUUAAAGCUUCAUGUGCA